Molecule: messenger RNA, 1790 nt
Organism: Paralichthys olivaceus (Japanese flounder)
Lineage: Eukaryota; Metazoa; Chordata; Actinopteri; Pleuronectiformes; Paralichthyidae
Source: RefSeq, a predicted model, not a curated record
AAUGGUGCGAAAACUUCUGCUGCACAUCGCUUUAGCAGCAAGCCUGUUCUCACCUCAGCUGUCUGGUGCCACAGCUACCAAAACAAAAGCUCAAGUGAAGAACAACUCAGGUGUGACCCCAGCUGGGAAGUGUGGCACCUGGUUAAAGGAGCCUGAUGGAGGGUAUUUCACCUCACCCAACUACCCUGAGAAAUACCCACCUGAGAGAGAAUGUGUCUACAUAAUAGAAGCCUCUCCUCGACAGUGCAUCGACUUAUUCUUCGAUGACAAGUAUUCCAUCGAACCUUCCUGGGAGUGUAAGUUUGACCACAUCGAGGUACGAGAUGGGCCCUUUGGUUUCUCGCCCAUCAUUGGUCGCUACUGUGGGCAGGAAAGUCCUGCGUAUGUCCGGUCCAGUGGAAGGUACCUGUACAUCAAGUUUGUGGCGGAUGGUGAACUGGAGUCCACUGGUUUCUCUGCCCGGUAUAACUUCACACAAGAUCCCGAGUUCAAAGGGCUUGGAGACUGUGAUUUUGAGCUGAGCGGUCCAGAGGGCUUCAUAGAGUCGGCCCAGAUAUCGAGGGAUGCCCAGGUGCAGCAGACGGAAGCUGUGGACUGCAGGUGGCACAUCAAGGCUCCACCCAGAGCUAAGAUCUACAUGCGCUUUCUGGAGUACGAGAUGCACAACUCAAAUGAAUGCAAGCGUAACUUUGUUGCCAUCUACGACGGCAGCAGUUCGGUCGAGCACCUGAAGAAUAAGUUCUGCUCCACGGUGGCCAACGAUGUCAUGCUGGUGUCCUCUGUGGGCGUGGUGAGGCUGUGGGCAGACGAGGGGAGCAGAAAGAGCAAAUUCAGGAUCCUCUUCACAACUUUCCACGAGCCUCCGUGUGAAGGAGACACUUUCUUUUGCCAUAGCAACAUGUGCAUCAACCACACACUGGUUUGCAAUGGCAUCCAGAACUGUGUUUACCCCUGGGAUGAAAAUCACUGUAAAGAGAAGAGGAAAGCCAGCAUCCUGGACACGCUGGAUAACACUAACAUCACCAUUAUUGCAGUAACCUGUGGUCUGGUUGUCAUCUUGCUCGUCAUCUCUGUCAUCAUCCAGGUCAAACAGCCUCGCAAGAAAUACAUUAUCCGCAGAGAUGACUUUGACCCUGCCCUCCUCCAUCCUGGUUUCGAGCCUCCUCACUACGAGCUCUGUACUCUGCGCCGUGACCCAUCCGGCGACCUGACCGACGCUGCCCUGGCCGAGGACUUCGAGAAGUUCCACAAGCUCCGUCGCUCAUCAAGCAAAUGUAUUCGUGACCACCACUGUGGCUCCCAGCAGGGCAGUGUACACGGAAGCCGCAGCAACCUAAGCAUGAGGGAUGCCAACAUUGCCGGUGACGGGGGGGCCCUCGUGCCGCCAUUGCCGCCGGUGAUGCCGAGCCAACAGUCACCGCGCCUCUCCCACCACACCACCCCUGCAGGUCAACGGAGCAUCCUAGUGAUGAAGCAUAGCUACUCUCAGGACGGGGCAGAUAGGUACCGACCGGAGGAGGAGGAUGAUUUGAUGAUGGAUGAUGGUCCCACCACCAGCCAGCACCACAUGCACCAUCAUCAGAUCCACCAUGGCAUGUCAGGGCUGGAUCACACUGUCCACCGUACACUGUCUAAUGACUUUUAAUGAAAGGCAACAUGGAAAUGAAGAAAUUGAAAAGAAUAAUCACAACACAUAUGAAACUGCACUUAGAUUGAUGAAAGGGAUAAAUAACAGGGGUAAUGAUGAACUUAAGAGAUUAUUAGAGACCUUCAAUUUUUUUGUGGUUAAA